AUGCAGUACGUCCGGAGCAUCAGUGGGUCGGUCUCGAAGACAUGGAACUCGAUCAAUCCAGCGACACUCAGCGGCGCCAUUGAUGUUAUCGUCGUCGAGCAAGAGGAUGGGUCGCUGGCAUGCUCUCCAUUCCACGUUAGAUUUGGGAAGUUCUCCCUCCUCCGGCCAUACGAGAAGAAGGUAGAGUUUCAGGUCAAUGAUGUCAAGCAAGACUAUGCUAUGAAGCUGGGAGAGGGUGGAGAGGCAUUCUUCGUAUUCGAGACGACCGACGACAUUCCCGAAUCUAUGCAAACGUCCCCCUUGGUAUCUCCGGCUUCAAGUCCCCCGUUGGAACCGGAGGGGUCAAAUGGGUCGAAUCUAUCAGAGCCGGACUUUUUGGACCUAGAUGUCAAUGGGAAAGCAAGGGCUGGCAGCGUGACGAGACCUAGGGUGCUUUCCACGGCUAUAAGGCCUCAUAGCAAUCCAAACGUGCUUACUCCACCCUUCCCUCAAGAAUAUCCCGACGGCAGACCCAUAUCAGGCGACUGGUCUGGCGUUGCAGUUGGGCGAAGCAACACAGACGACCUUCUUUCGACAUCCCUACAAACAACUGGGAGCGAGGGCACAGAAAUUGACCGACAAACCCGCUCUUUAACGCCAACGUUACCCGUACAUGAUUCCCGUUCCGAUUCUUUCACCGAGAGAUCCCAGAGCCCUCCCCGGCCACCGACGAGGGAAGCUAUAGAACGUGCCAUGACCCUGUCGAAUAGACUUUCGGCAUCGAAUAUACCAACCCAGGUUACGGAUUCGGGCGAUUUGAUGCUGGAUAUGACAGGAUACAAGAGUAGCGACGACGAUGCCCUUCGAGCUGAGAUCAUUGCACGGAAGAUUCUAUCGGAAGAGCUAGAAGGCAAUUAUGAUAUUGGUGCUCUGAUAGGCGCUGAUGAGCACGGGAACCUCUGGAUAUACAGCAGCGAGGAAGCAAAGGAAGCAGCUAAUCAACGUGCCGCCAUGGCUGGGAUUCCUAAUUCUUCGGUCCUGCAUCAUGAUGCCGCCUCUGAUCCUGGCUACCACAGCGAUGGGAACAGCGACACCACCACUACUCCCAUGGUUCCCUCCCAUCACCGUGCCAAGUCUGAUAUUGGCCUGGAGACACCCCCUAACACGCCACCAGGGGCUGGCGAUCCAAACCGUAACUAUGCGAAGACGCUCCGCUUGACUAGUGAUCAAUUGAAGGCCCUGGGGCUUCAACCUGGCCCAAAUCCGAUGAGUUUUACAGUCAAUCGCGCAACUUGCCAGGCUAACAUGUACUUGUGGCGUUACGACGUCCCAGUUGUAAUUUCUGACAUCGAUGGGACUAUCACAAAAUCCGACGCCUUGGGCCAUGUGCUCAAUAUGAUCGGACGUGACUGGACACAUAUUGGUGUUGCUAAGCUUUACACUGAGAUCGUCAACAAUGGGUACAAUAUCAUGUACCUAACAUCCCGGUCAGUUGGACAGGCAGAUACCACCCGAGCGUAUCUCAAAGGCGUAAUGCAGGAGGACUAUCGUUUACCUAAGGGCCCCACGAUCAUGAGUCCAGAUCGAACGCUCUCUGCCCUGAGAAGAGAAAUCUAUCUCCGCAAGCCAGAAGUCUUCAAGAUGGCUUGUUUGCGGGAUAUCAAGAAUCUCUUCGGACCUAGUAGAACGCCUUUCUAUGCUGGAUUCGGUAACAGGCUCACGGAUGCGCUUUCUUACCGCUCCGUAAGCAUUCCGAGCAACCGCAUCUUCACGAUCAAUAGCAAUGCAGAGGUAUCACUCGAUCUUUUGAGUCUUAAUAAACUUCGAUACAGCUAUGUCAACAUGCGCGAAGUGGUGGAUCAUUACUUCCCCUCGGUCAACAUGCUUGUUAAGGGUGGCGGGGAGGAAUACACAGAUUUCACAUAUUGGCGGGAUCCGGUUCUCGAGAUCGAUGAAUUCAGCGCCUCCGAGAGCGGGCUUACAGAUGAUGAGGAUAACGAUGAAGAUAACGGCAGCGAUGAUGACGAAGAUGGGAAUGACGAAUUGGGUGAUAGUUAUAUCUCCCGCGACUCCGUUGAUGAGGGGGAUUAUUAUAACGGGCUCGAAGAGAGCAUGAUGUCUGGAUCUGGUGAUGACGAGGAUAACGAGAUGUUGAUUGAUAGCAUUUUGGAAGCAGAGGACGCUGAGUACGAACAUGACGACGAAGAUGGUCACAAAUGUGAUAUCCAGGUUGAAGAGACGCCCCAAGGGAUUGACCAUGAAGAUUCCGAAAACCACCACGCAAGCGAGUCAUCGAAGGCAGACGUGGACGCUGAAGUGAUCACCGGGAUGAAAGACCUACGUGUCGAGCAGGAAGGUACCGGCGAUGAAAGAGUUUGA
Molecule: messenger RNA, 2358 nt
Organism: Venustampulla echinocandica
Lineage: Eukaryota; Fungi; Ascomycota; Leotiomycetes; Helotiales; Pleuroascaceae
Product: HAD-like protein
Exons: 2
Coding region: 1-2358 (785 amino acids)
Biological process (GO): fatty acid catabolic process; triglyceride biosynthetic process
Cellular component (GO): nucleus
Molecular function (GO): phosphatidate phosphatase activity
Source: RefSeq, a predicted model, not a curated record